AAUGCAUCAUAUUGCCAAUCUGGCAAAAAAGAAUGAAGUGAGCUGCAACAUGCACCUCUGUAAAUCCUGUCUUGUUAUCUCAGUGACAGAAGCCUGGCUGGUGGGUAGCUCGCUCUGAGAGAAAUCGACAUGUCAUAUUCCUAGCUUCACGCGUGGAUCACCACCAAGCCGAUAGGCCGGAAGAAAGGCACAAGGGCAGCGAAGUUAUUGGCUGCUACCACCUUGUUACAUCACUUGCUGCGGCACUUAUGCCAAACCCAACGGGUUUAACUCACAAUCCAGGCACACAGCCCCGAGAGAUACCUGGUCAAGCCCCGCUACAUGUGCGAUGUUCAGCUCUCUUUGCAUAUCGAACCCCGGAGGCCGUGGCGAUUUACCCUGUACGGCGAUUCUCAGCCUCAACUCGCUUCUGCGAAAGUGUUUUCUUUUCUUUUUUCUUGGUGAACCUCGUAUUUUGGUCCCUUUUUACCUCAUUGUUCUUUUUUUUCCCUCUUAUACCCGGCCAGCCAAGCAUAUGUCGGCCCUUCUUCCCCCUCCGCACCAAGCCCGAACCAGGCAAGCCGGCGAUACUCCAUACCAAAGGAUACUCGGCCGGAGCCUCAAGUUGUUCCCGCUCUUCGCUUCGAACUCUCCAAGUGUUGACUACGACAAGCAAAAGGUCCUAGGAGCCAUGGCAAACCGAACAUGAUCUAUCACUUCGAGCUAGUGUUCGUCAACUAACUCGGAUUGUAAUUAAUCACAAGAAUCUAUCAAUCCGGGAAAACACACCACAUCUGGACGGUGUUUGCUUUUGUCU
Molecule: messenger RNA, 796 nt
Organism: Trichoderma harzianum CBS 226.95
Lineage: Eukaryota; Fungi; Ascomycota; Sordariomycetes; Hypocreales; Hypocreaceae
Exons: 1
Coding region: 249-665 (138 amino acids)
Source: RefSeq, a predicted model, not a curated record